CAUUUUUGUGGAGCAGUUUACUAAAAUGGUUAUGUAUUUGACAUAACGUGCGUCAGUACGGACUUACAGAGCAAUUUAGCAGAGGUUUUUUUGUGCUUGUUAUAAGUGUAUAGAGACCUUGCAAUGUCAUCACGCAGAUGGUUCCAUCCUAAUAUAUCGGGAGUGGAUGCGGAGAUACUGUUGAACGAGCGAGGUACCGAUGGCAGUUUCCUGGCCCGGCCAAGUAAAAGUAAAGAAGGAGAUUUUACACUGUCCGUCAGGCGGAAUGGGGAGGUUACACACAUCAAGAUACAGAACACGGGUGACUUCUACGACCUGUAUGGGGGUGAGAAGUUCGCCACCCUUGCUGAGCUGGUCCAGCACUAUAUGGAGAACAUGAGUCAGCUUAAGGAGAAGAAUGGAGAAGUCAUUGAGCUAAAGUACCCUGUCACCUCUGCCGAUCCCACACCCGAAAGAUGGUUCCAUGGUCAUAUAUCGGGAAAAGAAGCUGAAAAAUGUUUGAUGGAGAAAGCGAAAAAUGGCAGUUAUCUAGUCAGAGAGAGUCAAAGCAAGCCGGGUGACUUUGUCUUGUCCGUGCGUUGUGACGAUAAAGUCACUCAUGUUAAAGUUAGAUGCCACGAAGGAAAGCUGGACGUUGGGGGUGGCGAGAAGUUCGAGUCAUUGUCCGAGUUAGUAGAACAUUACAAGAAAAAUCCGAUGGUGGAAACCACGGGAACAGUCGUACAUCUAAAAACACCGGUGAAUGCCACAAGAAUCACAGCAUCAGGUAUCGACAAUCGCAUCCGACAGCUCCAAUCCGAGAAAGGAUCUCAAGUCAACUCAACAGCAAAGGGAGGAUUCUGGGAUGAAUUUGAGCAACUCCAGCAGCAGGAAGUGCCAUCUUACAGUCGGAAGGAGGGACAGAGACCUGAAAACAAAGGGUACAAUAUUUUACCAUUUGAUCACACACGGGUAAUGUUGCAUGACAUUGAUCCAAAUGUUGUUGGAGCGGAUUACAUCAACGCAAACGUUAUCACAUCAGAGGAAGAUAGUGCUGAACCAAAGAAGACGUAUAUUGCCACACAGGGUUGUCUGCCCAUCACAGUGGUCGACUUGUGGCGAAUGGUGUGGCAGGAGAACACACGGGUCAUCGUCAUGACAACCAAAGAAGUGGAAAGAGGGAAAAAUAAAGCGGUCCGAUACUGGCCUGAUGACCCAGAAAAGCCGAAAUCAUACCCCACAUACAAGGGCACGAUAACUGUGAAGCUGAUCAGUGAAACCACUGAAACCGACUACAUCAUUCGCAAAUUGGAAAUUAGCCGAGACUUUGGCGAUGGAAAGGUAGAAGGGCCUCGUCAGAUCUUCCAGUUUCACUUUCAAACGUGGCCCGACUACGGCGUCCCGGCUGACCCAGGCAGUGUGUUGAACUUCCUUCAGGUGACCAACCAUCACCAGGACAACAUCAAAGACGCGGGGCCCGUCGUCGUACACUGCAGUGCUGGCAUUGGCAGAACGGGAACUUUCAUUGUAAUAGAUAUCAUCUUGAAUCAGAUCAAGUUACAUGGCUUCGAUGUUGACAUCGACAUCCAGAAAACAAUACAGAUGGUACGGUCCCAGCGUUCAGGCAUGGUGCAGACGGAGGCACAGUACAAGUUUGUCUACAUGGCCGUCCACCACUACAUCGAGACGGAGACUCGGAGACGGCAGGCCGAACAGAUGAGUCAGGUUGCGGGACGGGAGUACACAAACAUCAAGUACGCAACAGGACAAGAAAAUCCGGUCCGAGCUAAGAACUCCCUUCCUCCGAAUUCUUUUCCAGUUGCUGCUCCAAAAGUCAACUUAUCAGAUAGAGCUAUACCUGCGGUUCCUCAAGAAGACUCCUCCAAAAUUUAUCAAAACAUCGGAGCGGUGGACACAAAGUCUACCAGAAAGAGAUGAAGUCUUGUGAAUUUAUCACAUGUUUUAAUACAUAUGUUUCUUAUCAGUAUGAUAUGGGGACUGGUAGGAGAUAAGUGAUACAUUUAUCACAUGUUUUACUACAUCCAGUCAUGUUUCUUAUCAGUAUAAUGUGGGGACUGGUAGGAGAUAAGUCUGAUAAAUGUAUCACAUGUUUAAAUUUAUCACAUGUUUUAAUACAUAUGUUUCUUAUCAGUAUGAUAUGGGGACUGGUAGGAGAUAAGUGAUACAUUUAUCACAUGUUUUAAUACAUGUGUUUCUUAUCAGUAUGAUAUGGGGACUGGUAGGAGAUAAGUGAUAAAUGUUUCCGAUCAGUAUAAUGUGGGGGACGGGAUUGGGUGAGGUGGGUGAGCCAGAACUGUGAGUCAGACUGUUGUAUUUUUUAUUAUGAUGCAUUAAUUAUUGGGGUGGAAUGGUGAUCAAAGUCUUCGUCAGACUACUGUAAUUUUUAUUAUGAUGCAUUAAUUAUUGGGGUGGAAUGGUGAUCAAAGUCUUCGUCAGACUACUGUAUUUUUAUUAUUAUGAUGCAUUAAUUAUUGGGGUGGAAUGGUGAUCAAAGUCUUCGUCAGACUACUGUAUUUUUAUUAUUAUGAUGCAUUAAUUAUUGGGGUGGAAUGGUGAUCAAAGUCUUCGUCAGACUACUGUAUUUUUAUUAUUAUUAUGUGUUAAUUAUGGGGGUGAGGUGGGUGAGGAAUUGUGAACUACUGUAUUUUUAUUAUAAUGCAUUAAUUAUUGGGGUGAGGUGGUGAGCAAAGUGUCGGUCAGACUACUUUAUUUUUUAUUAUGAUUCUUUAAUAUCUCUUUGAAAACCUCAGCAUUAAUUAUGGAAGUACAUGUAGGGUGAGAAAAUUGGGUGAAACUACUGUAUUUUUAUUAUGAUCCUUUAAUAUCUCUUUGAAAACCUCAGCAUUAAUUAUGGAAGUAGGGUGAGAAAAUUGGGUGAAACUAAUGCAUUUUUAUUAUGAUUCUUUAAAGGGACGGACCCUAGUUUUUAAACACUACAACAUAUUUUUCAUUAUUGGAGCCGGUUUUAAUAAUUUAAAUUAGAAAUACUUACAUUUUAUUAUUUAGAAUAUUCACUUUCAUACACCUGAAUUGGUUUUGGUCAUUCAGGUUUUUGUAAUAUCCCAAAAUGCAUUUUUCAUAAUUUUAAAAAUACAUGUGUGUCUGAUUUACCAAAAAUGUUUGACAUACAAUAGCCGAUGAUUAAUCAAGUGUGCUCCAGUGGUGUCGUUAAACAAAACUAACUAUUUUUUGGUUGUCCUAAUGUUUAUAGCGGCCCAAACUGUAUUUUCUCUUUUUAAAAAGGCUCAAUGUCAGAAACAGCAAACACAGAACUGUUUGUUUAGUGUCCAUCUGUUUGCUUUAAGAAAUAAUGGUUUCCAUUUGUUUUUGAUAAGCAUUGUAUAAUACACAAAUAUCAUGUGGAAUAUUGCAUACUAUGUUUUUUGUGAUAGUUCUUCUAUGUGUAAAGACACAUUUUUUAAUUUUUAAACCCCCACCCCCCAACCCCCUAAAAAAACCCUCUAAAUAUAAAAAACACACAAAAAACAACCCUACAAAAAAUAAAAACUUUUUUUAGAAGUGUUGCUUUGUAAAUUUAAACAGUUUAUAAAAAGACUUUACCUGUUUUAGUAGAAGCCUUUCAGAGGGUUUUGCUUUGUAAAUGUAAACAGUUUCUGAAAAGAUUCGAUCUAUUUUAGUAGAACAUCAUCAAACCUUUAAUUUAAAAAUUUAAACAGUUUAUGAAGACUUGACCUAUUUUAGAAGAAACAUCAAGCCUUUGAGAGGUUUUGCUUUGUAAAUUUAAAACCACUUUUAAAAAAACACAACAAAGUUAAAAAGAUAAUACUCAACAUUUCAUUCUAGGUCUUUAGGAAUGAUUUCUAAAGUGGGAGACACAAUCUCUAGAAUUUGUAGCUUGCCGGACCAAAUGUCCCGCAGGAAUUUAAGCCACGUUCGACCCCUGAAUAGGGUGGCCCUUGUCACAAGAUUGUCCAUGUUCCCUUUUUCCCUUAACGCCCCAUCCCCAAAUAUAUUUCGUGGAUCCACCCCUGUAGUUGAUAAAUCAGUUAACAUCAUGGACUGUCACAUACAUUGUAUACCAUAGUACAUGUAGGUUCGAAUCUCGUCGGAGAACACUUUGUGUUAGUAUUAUAAAAUCAUGAGACUGAAUAAUUUGUCUAGCAUAUCUAAUCAGCUAAUGACAAAUUAAACCAGUGAACAGAACAUUUUGGUUACAGGCAAGUUGCAGUCUGUUGAAAUUAUAAUCAUGUAAAUGCUUUGCUUUGAAAUGUUGCUGUGCAGUAUUUUCAGGCAUGUGUGCAGAGGGUGGAUUUCAGGUUUGAAACCCCUUCUUGCUCCAAUAAAAUUGUCUUUUUUAACAAAAAUGUUUUUCCAGGGAAGUGACUGGCCUCGGUGGCGUCGUGGUUAGGCCAUCGGUCUACAGGCUGGUAGGUACUGGGUUCGGAUCCCAGUUGAGGCAU
This is a messenger RNA of Gigantopelta aegis, 4421 nucleotides long. RefSeq names its product tyrosine-protein phosphatase non-receptor type 11-like. Lineage: Eukaryota; Metazoa; Mollusca; Gastropoda; Neomphalida; Peltospiridae. The record is from RefSeq and is a predicted model, not a curated record. Gene Ontology annotation, molecular function: protein tyrosine phosphatase activity. Gene Ontology annotation, biological process: protein dephosphorylation.